AAGUCGUCUUCGAGUACAUGAGUAAACAUAAAAUAUAAAUUAUUGAAACAAAUAAUAAAAUAAUAGCUAUAAAAGACAAGCAUAUAUAUGAUAAUACUUUUUCAUUUUGACUUUCAUCGUCCUUAAAUAAACCAAGAAGAGUGUAUAAUGUAGUUGUUCGCAAAUGGAAGGCAAGCAAGAGAAGAUGGAGCAGGAAAAGGAAUCUUGGUCUGAAGGAGAUAUAACCUCCCGAUGUGAAGCCACUGGUUCCGACGAUAGUGAGGACUACGUAGAGAUCACUCUCGACAUUCGAGACGAGGGAACACUGAAGCUGGAGAAGAAUAAGCCGAUGGUAGUUCUCCGGUCGGUGGUUUCGGGGAAGCUGAAAACGAUGGUGAAGUCAUUGUCGUUGUCUUCACGCAGGCUCGACCGGAGUAAGUCAGGUGCUAUGUUUGCUCUUAGAGGCUUGAGGUUUAUAACCAAAAACGACGCCGUUGGCAGAGGCUGGGAUGAAGUUGAAAAGAGAUUUGAUGAGUUGGCUGUAGAUGGGAAGCUCCCAAAAUCUAAAUUUGGACAUUGCAUAGGGAUGGCUGAAUCGAGCGAAUUUGUGAAUGAGCUAUUCGAGGCAUUGGUCCGAAGGAGAGGGACUACGUCGAUAUCCAAAACUGAACUAUUGGAUUUCUGGGAGCAGAUCGCAGGCAAUAGUUUUGAUGCUAGGCUGCGAAUCUUUUUUGAUAUGGUGGACAAAGAUUUGGAUGGUCGUAUUACGGGAGAAGAGGUUAAGGAGAUAAUUUCUUUAAGUGCUUCGUCUAACCAACUAUCAAGGAUUCAAGAAAAGGUAGACGAAUAUGCUGCCUUGAUCAUGGAAGAACUCGAUCCCGACAACUUUGGAUAUAUCGAGUUAUACAACUUGGAAACAUUGCUUCUCCAAGUUCCAAGCCAAUCAAACAUCAGUCCGUCAUCCGAGAGCAAGCGUGCCCUCAGCAAGAUGUUGAGCCAGAAGCUCAUACCAACAAAAGAGAAAAACCUGGUGAAAAGAUUCGCCAGAGAUAUAUCAUACUUCUUCUUGGAAAAUUGGAAAAGAAUAUGGGUGCUAACAUUGUGGAUAUCCAUUUGCAUCGCUCUAUUCACUUGGAAAUUCCUCCAGUAUAAACGCAGAGCAGUGUUUGAAGUCUUAGGUUCCUGUGUUUCUGUAGCUAAAGGCGGCGCAGAGACGUUGAAAUUCAACAUGGCUCUCAUUCUCUUUCCUGUUUGUAGGAACACUAUCACUUGGCUGCGGACCAACUCCAAGCUUGGGUCCAUUGUUCCAUUUGAUGACAAUAUCAACUUCCACAAGGUUAUUGCGUUUGGGAUCGCCAUUGGAGUAGGCUUACAUGCCAUUUCUCACUUGGCCUGUGACUUUCCGCGGUUGCUGCAUGCAAAAUAUAUAGAGUAUGAGCCAGUGAAAAAGUUUUUCGGGGACGAGAGGCCAGACAAUUACUGGUGGUUCGUGAAAGGAACAGACGGAUGGACCGGAGUGACCAUGGUGGUUCUAAUGGUACUAGCAUACGUCUUGGCUCAAUCUUGGUUCAGACGCAACCGGGCAAGCCUACCAAAAACGUUGAAACGGUUAACCGGUUUCAACGCGUUUUGGUACUCACACCAUUUAUUUGUCAUCGUUUAUGUGCUUCUCAUCGUGCAUGGCCAUUUUAUUUAUCUCUCCAAGGAAUGGUAUGAAAAAACGACGUGGAUGUAUCUGGCUGUCCCAACGAUACUGUAUGCGUGUGAAAGAUUGAUUCGUUUAUUUAGAUCAGGUUACAAGGCGGUAACCAUUUUGAAGGUUGCAGUAUAUCCAGGAAAUGUACUUUCACUUUACAUGUCAAAACCUAAAGGGUUCAAGUACACAAGUGGGCAGUACAUAUAUGUCAAUUGUCCUGACGUCUCACCAUUACAGUGGCAUCCUUUUUCAAUUACUUCCGCAUCUGGAGACGAUUUUCUCAGCAUCCAUAUCCGUACCCUCGGCGACUGGACAUCUCAACUCAAAUGCUUAUUUUCGAAGGUUUGUCAACCUCCCUCAACAAGUCAAAGUGGACUCUUCACAGCCGACAGCGGUCAAGCCAAUAACAUAACAAGGUUUCCGAGGCUCUUGAUCGAUGGUCCAUAUGGCGCCCCGGCACAAGAUUACGGAAACUACGAUGUAUUGCUUCUGGUAGGUCUAGGGAUCGGAGCUACCCCAUUAAUCAGUAUACUAAGGGACGUUCUUAACAACAUCAAGAAUCACAAAUCCAUUGAAGAAGGCACGAGCCAAAAUGUCCAUAGAAGCAACACAAAACGAGCUUAUUUCUAUUGGGUUACAAGAGAGCAAGGAUCACUGGAAUGGUUCAGUGAGGUCAUGAACGAGGUGGCUGAGUAUGAUAGUGAGGGGAUCAUUGAGCUACAUAAUUACUGCACGAGCGUGUAUGAGGAAGGAGACGCGAGAUCAGCACUAAUCACGAUGUUGCAGUCAUUGCACCACGCCAAGAACGGCAUUGACAUUGUGUCAGGUACCAGGGUCCGAACCCAUUUCGCGAGACCUGAUUGGCGCAGCGUUUUCAAGCAUGUUGCGGUGAACCACGUCAAUCAACGAGUUGGGGUUUUCUACUGUGGUAAAUCAUGCAUCAUAGGAGAGUUGAAGGGACUGGCUCAAGAUUUCUCUAGGAAAACUUCGACCAAGUUUGAGUUCCACAAGGAAAAUUUUUAAUUUCGAGUUCAUCAUUAGUAUCUCAAGAACACAAUAUGUUUCAUAUAUAAAACUUAAUUAUCUAUACUGGUUUGUAUAACUAUAACUACUUUCUGACUAUAAAUACGUAUUAAUUAUUGUUACCAGAUGUAAUAAACAUAUGUAUAUAUCAGAGUACAAUAAGUCCGAUGUCGUCCAGCGGUUAGGAUAUCUGGCUUUCACCCAGGAGACCCGGGUUCGAU
This is a messenger RNA of Raphanus sativus (radish), 2919 nucleotides long. Its product is annotated as respiratory burst oxidase homolog protein B. Gene Ontology annotation, molecular function: calcium ion binding; NAD(P)H oxidase H2O2-forming activity; peroxidase activity. The record is from RefSeq and is a predicted model, not a curated record. The coding region runs from base 164 to 2698 and encodes 844 amino acids. The transcript has 13 exons. Gene Ontology annotation, cellular component: plasma membrane. Lineage: Eukaryota; Viridiplantae; Streptophyta; Magnoliopsida; Brassicales; Brassicaceae.